CCGUCGGGACCAUGGCCAUGGAUGAUCUUGGACGUUGACCUUGACACGAAUGAUAUGACCGACCGUGACUCGGAUGUCCCGGAUCAAUCCUGGCCGGGCUACCCUCGGAACCAGUUCAGGAAUUGGACCACAGAUCAAGUAAAGCGAAGCAAGAUGUUCGAAAAGUGUUCAACGAAUCAAUAUAGCACUAUUUGCUGGAUGGAUGUGCGUGAACCAGACGGGAAGUUUACCAAAUCAGAUGUGGGAGGAAAGGGUGACACUACAGUGGUAUCGACUCAAGAUCCGGACGAGUUUUGGGAAAUUUGUGAUUUGCAGGGACCAGAAAACAUCCGAGUGCGAUCGUUGUUUGUGGAUGAUUUGACGCAACCGGUCUUGCGCAUGUUGGGGACAAGAUACAAUAUCGAGCCAUUCUUUUUCACGUCCUCCAUUAAUUGGAUACCCUCACGAUACCAGGAAGCACCUCGUCAUCGAGAAGGAGAUCAUAUCACUAUUACCUUACCAUUUUUGCGAUCGCAACAGAAAUCGCAAUCAUCGUGCCCCCCCUCAUCACCAACUGACCCUGAAUGGGGCAUCACGACCAGUAGGUGGCUCAUCACCUUAUCGCAUUCCCCUCAAAUGUCCCUCCUAGAUGGCCGCAUGUUCUUCAUUGACCUACUUGCAAUCCACAUGGUCCGCGACGUAAAAGAAAACACUAUCAUAUCCUAUCAUCCCGAGUCUGCAGGGCGUCGAACAUCUGCGAAGCAUCUCUGCCGGCUUAUACAGCUUGUGGGGGAAAGUGUGUACUGGCAAAAAAUAUUCAGCCAGUCCAAAGACCCGACAUUCCUCUUUCUUGCAAUUUUAUGGUAUGCGCUAUAUGCAUGGGAUGAGUCCCUUGAUUUGCUAUACCGCCAUGUUAUCGACCUGGAAUUACAAGUACUGCAUCUGGACAACAUCUCACUUACACAUGACCUCCAUGUCCUUGAAGCACGUCUUUUGUACUACCAAUCGCUCUUGCAUAGCUUCAAGAUAUCAGUAACAUUUAUUAAGACGACCCCCAAUCCAGCCAUGGAGUCCCAUGGAGUUACUAACAAAGAGCGCAGGGACUCUUUUGCACUUAUGAAGAAGGAGUGCAAUAAUCUACUCAGCGAAAUCGAUCGUCUAGAAAGGCAACGGACGAUGCUGAGCAAUCGACUGAAGAAUGCGAUGGACCUCGUGUUUGCGAUCGUUAAUACUGAGGACAGUAGGCGGAUGCAGAGAUUCUCAUACCUUACUAUGGUCUUCCUACCAGCAACUUUUAUUGCGUCUAUCUUCACGAUGAACGUUCAAGAGAUUAACAAUGGGAAACAAACACUUGGUCAUUAUGUGAUAGCCACCGUUUUGCUCACGGUUUUCACGGUUUACAUCGUUGUCAUGCUUCAGAGACAGAACUGGGUCCACAGACGCCAGGCUACCUUGCUGCAGCGUGCAGUGUGGCCCAUUCAUUUACUCUGGAUAAUCAGUCUCCCUCUACAAGACGUGUGGGUGCGACGGUACAGGAGGUCUCCAACGGUUAUAGAUGUCACGGCGUGA
This is a messenger RNA of Suillus subaureus, 1548 nucleotides long. RefSeq names its product cora-like Mg2+ transporter protein-domain-containing protein. Lineage: Eukaryota; Fungi; Basidiomycota; Agaricomycetes; Boletales; Suillaceae. Gene Ontology annotation, cellular component: membrane. Gene Ontology annotation, molecular function: cobalt ion binding; cobalt ion transmembrane transporter activity; magnesium ion transmembrane transporter activity. The record is from RefSeq and is a predicted model, not a curated record. The annotation marks the transcript as partial. The transcript is spliced from 7 exons. Gene Ontology annotation, biological process: metal ion transport; transmembrane transport.